CCAUCAUGGAACCCAUUCAUCUAUAUCUGUAUGAAGGUGGCAAUGAGCAUGAAGGUGGCUAUGAGUCUGUGUGGGAGACUAAGAUAAACCUUAAAGAUCUCCAGAAGCGAGGGACUUCAGCAGGUCAUGGGUUCUUCAAGAAACACAAGGGGGAGUUAGAGGUCCGUCUUGGUGUCCUUGCCCCUCUUCUGAUCGACCUGGAGCGCAACAUAGUCCUCACCGCUCUGGAAAGGGAGGAGGUGCAAAGCAGGUCAACCAGACAGGAAAAGAACUAUACCCUCAUGAGCAUUCUGGACAGGAGAGGCUCCAAGGCCCAGGAUAGGUUUUAUGAGGCUCUGAAAGCUCAUGACCCUCUACUGGUGGAGGACCUUGAGCAGUCUGCAAUGUAGGUCUUUUGCUGUGCCCUUUUGAGAAGGAGAUUUGAAUAUUUAGCCUUAAAAUGUUAAUUGUGUGUCAAUCACAGAUGUAUUGUUUAACUCAUGGGGCAUUUAGAUUUUUACUUAAAUUCUAAUAUGAAAACAGGUAAACCAAAACGAGCCGUUGUUUUCUCCGAUCUGCCUUUUUAAGCAUAA
Messenger RNA from Clupea harengus (Atlantic herring), 572 nucleotides. Its product is annotated as caspase recruitment domain-containing protein 8-like. Gene Ontology annotation, biological process: regulation of apoptotic process. The coding region runs from base 6 to 389 and encodes 127 amino acids. The transcript is spliced from 3 exons. The record is from RefSeq and is a predicted model, not a curated record. NCBI's taxonomy places the organism in Eukaryota, Metazoa, Chordata, Actinopteri, Clupeiformes, Clupeidae.